Molecule: messenger RNA, 7422 nt
Organism: Lathyrus oleraceus (garden pea)
Lineage: Eukaryota; Viridiplantae; Streptophyta; Magnoliopsida; Fabales; Fabaceae
Exons: 3
Coding region: 2089-4761 (890 amino acids)
Biological process (GO): proteolysis
Molecular function (GO): aspartic-type endopeptidase activity
Source: RefSeq, a predicted model, not a curated record
CAAAGCAGUGAUUAGCAAGAAUUUGGCCUAAAGUCCAAACGAAGGCCCAAACAGAAAGCAAUACAUGAGGAAACGGAUAAGGCAAUAUAUUGACAUGGAUUUCAGUCAUCAUGUGCAAGCCACGUCAAUUAAAUGAAUUUAACAUGAAAAACACACGUGAUGCACGUUCUCACGAAGAACUCAGCCAAACACACACACGUUCCUUGUCUCUCCUCAAACUUAGUCCAUGCUCUGUUCUCCCUCUGCCGUGCCGUGCCGUGCCGUGCCGUGCCGGAGGUCCUCCCCGGCGGCGGAGGCGCCACAAAAUCAAAUCAAACAACAAUAUCUAAAUCAAUUCCACCUCCUGACACUGAAUCUACAAUUGGAUUGUCCUAAUUCUAACAAACCAGUCCGAAUUGAAACUUACAACCGAAGAACCCUAAUUUGAAGAAUAAAAAAUUAAAUGGUGCAUGUUGGGAAUCAAAGCCCCCGGGGUCAGGGAUUUGGUUUCCCUAACCUCUAAUCACAUCAUGGACUCACCGAUGAAGCGCGCGCAGUGGUUAACAGAAAUCCAGUGUUUUCUACUUUGAAAAGAACCAAUUUAACGGGAACUGUCGCUUUCGCGUAUUCAGAACCGAGUUGUUGAUCAGUCACCAUUUAUGCUAGACAUUUCACUAUUUAACCGUAAAUAAGUCAGGUCAAAAACUAGUUUGGAAGCUCAUGGAAUCAAACGUCAGAUGCGAAAUUGAGCCAGAGCAAGAAAACGAAAGAAAAAAUCAAUUCUUGGAGAACCUGCUGUCCAUACGCGUAUGGCCUUACAUGAUACGCGUAUGGACCCUCCCAGUACGCGUAGCAUACGCAAAUGACCAGAGGGGUGGAAAAUCAAGCAAAAAGACAAGCUUCUGGUGAUACGCGUAUGGGAGUUAGCAGUACGCGUAUCAGAGGCUGUCUUACGUGCAAUACGCGUAUGAGACUAGGCAAUACGCGUAUGGGACAGAGCAAUACGCGUAUCAGAUGCUGUCAUACGCGCAAUACGCGUAUGAAACAGCUCAGUACGCGUAUGAAGCCCAAAAUCAGGAAAAGUCCAACUGAAUAGCUAUUUAGAGGGGAGAACGCGAUUUUACGAGGGUUGGACAAUUUUUAGAGAAAAAGAGACGCGUUUGAGACCUGGAGACUCUACGAUUAUCAGAGGAUUCAUAUGUUCAAGAGUUUUCCGACGAUUGAAGAUUGAUUCCUCACGAAAUUCUGUAAUGACAACACUGUUAAUCUUUGUUUUUAUUUCGAUUAUGAGUAGCUAAACCCCCCAUUGCUAGGGGGGUGACCCUGAUUCUGAAUGUGACAGAUUUUAUGUUUAUGAGUGCAUUGACUAUUUCUUCUUUUCUAGUGAUUUGUUCUUAUUACCGUUCUUUAUGCUUUAUUCGUCGGACCAACGAAUGAUGAUGACUAUGAAUAGUUUAAGCUGGACAGCAAUUAUUCAUUGAUAUGUAUAAGAAUUUUGGAUAGUAAAAAUAACCUAGGACUAGGGAUUUUCUAUCUGACCGGUAAUUCUUGAUAUUCGAAUGCUUGAGUAUGAACUUAAUUAUUUAUGGACAUAGUAAUUAGGUUACAUAAUCAAAGGUCUUUUCACUAAGGAAUUAGGAAUAGAUACCCUUGAGGACCGGAAUUAAUUGGACAAGAAGAUUGUCAAAGCCUUCAUAAAUUAUAUCUGUUCCAGGAAGUUUCAUUCACCGUACCCUAGCAAUCUACUCUAAUUUGUCUCUCGUUCAACCAUUUUAUUUAUUUUAUUUAAUUGCAAUUGAUAGUAUAAUUACUCAUAUCACAAAAAUCAAAGGCUUUUUGUCUAAUUGAAACAAUCUAUUAACUCUGUAUCGUCAAGCAGUCCUUGAGAUCGACAAACGGGGAAUUUCCCUUUUAUUACUACAGUGAGAAAAAUAGUACACUUGCUAUUUUUCCAUCAAGUUUUUGGCGCCGUUGCCGGGGACUGCCAAAGAUAAUAUAGUUUAUUAAUUUAUUUUCAAUUAGAAUUUUGUUGCUCUGCAUCCAAAAUUUUAUUUACAGUUUAAUUUUAAUUUUUAUUGUUAUUAUAACUAAUUUCUGUCUAAUCUGUGUAUGCGAGGUAAGGCCUCAGCUAAUUUUCAUUUUGACGCAGAACCAGAGAGAACAUUGCGCACAAAGCUCAGAGAAGCUAGAAGAAAGAAACUGGCAAACUCUGUCACCGAAGAACCGGUCACACCUGGCACACCAGUCUCUGUUCACUCCGAAAAAUCAGAGUCAGACACAGAUUCACAUCCAGACACUGUAAACAUGGUUGCAGACUCACCCCCAGCGGAAAGACUUUUAGGUGACUAUGGCAGACAGAAUAACCCAGCAGUGCGGUUGACCAUUGUUAACCAACCUGUUAAUGUUGCUCACUUCCAGUUACACCCCUCAACUAUCCGUCAGUUAGAAAGCAAACCUUUUGCAGGAAAGAUCAAUGAGGAUGCAAACAAGCAUCUGCAGAGGUUUCUGACUAUGACUACAUCAUUAAAAAUUGAUGGGCAUUCUGAAGAGGCAAAGAGAUUGGUCAUGUUCCCAUUCACGUUAUCUGAGGAUGCUGAGGAAUGGUUCUAUUCCCUACCCGCAGGAAGCAUUACUACUUGGCAACAAAUGGAAACAACAUUCUUGAACGAGUAUUUUCCUGCUUCUGUGUAUAUCCGUAAGAGGUAUGACAUUGUGAAUUUUAAACAGAAAGACGGAGAGACACUUGGAGAUGCAUACAAAAGAUUCAAGAGAUGUUUAGUUGCAUGUCCUACACAUAAUCUGGAUGCAACUGAACAAAUGCAGAAUUUUGUAAACGGGCUGAAGAUGAGAACGAAGCAACUCAUUGAUACAGCUGCUGGUGGCUCAUCUAAUUUUUCAACAGCAACCGGUAUCAAAAAGAUCAUCGAAGCUAUUGCAGCUAAUGAGCAUUUGGAAUUAUAUGACCGCACUGUGAAUCAGCCGGAGGGAAAAAUUGACUUGAAAUUAGCAAAUCAGGUAGUGAAAAUGGAAGACCAAAUUGCAGCUGAGGUUGAAAGAAGAUUGAAAGCUAUGAAUUUAGGUACCCAUACUGUUGCUCAAGUUCAACCGGUUCAGACCAUGAUUUGUGAGAUUUGUAGUGGACCACACUUUGCCAUGCAUUGUGCUGCAACCGCAGAACAAGUGCAAGCUAUAAAUUACCUGAGGCAGAAUAAUCCCUACUCAAAUACAUAUAAUCCGGAGUGGAAAAAUCAUCCUAAUUUCUCUUGGAAGGAUCAGCAAGGUGAUAUUCAGAAGCAAGGACCUCCACAACAACAACCACCUUCCCAACCACAAUAUCAGUCGCAACAGCAACCUUAUCAGCAACAAGUACCAAAGAAAGCGGAUUGGGAGAUUGCUAUAGAGAAGAUGGCGACUCAGGUUAUGCAAUUCCAGGAAGAAACCAGGAAUAAUCAGAAAAACACCAAUGCAUCCAUCAAAAAUCUGGAAAUUCAAUUGGGUCAGAUAGCACAACAGAUAACAAAUUCUCAAACACCGGGCGCAUUACCUAGUGCAACAGUGACAAAUCCGAGGGAGCACCAUAAUGUGAGUGCGGUAACAACAAGAAGCGGAAGAUCUGUUGAAGAUCUUAAGAAGAAGGAUGAAGAAGAAGAUCAAUUGCUAGAAGUGGACCUGGAAAUCUUAGAAAACAAGGCACUACUUGAGGAAGAAAUUGUAAUACCGCCGGUGGUACAAGAAAAGCUCACUGCACCAAAACCCAUCAUUAAGCUUCCAUUCCCACAAAGAAACAAAAAGAAGAAGCAAGAUGAGAAAAUUUUUCAGAAAUUCAUGGAGUUGUUCAAGAAAUUAGAAAUCAAUAUUCCAUUCUCUGAGGCACUCGAGCAGAUGCCUAUCUAUGCGAAAUUCAUGAAAGACAUCAUCUCCAAGAAGCGCACCACUGACACUGACCCUGUUAUACUAACUGAAACUUGUAGUGCUAUUUUGCAGGGUAUGAAGAUUCCAGUGAAGAAGCCAGAUAGAGGUUCUGUGACCAUCCCGUGUACCAUUGGAGAUAUGUCCUUUAAAAGGGCGCUGAUUGAUUUGGGGGCUAGUGUUAGCCUUAUGCCUUUGUCUAUUUACAGGAAGCUAGGAAUUGGAAAUGUUCAAGAUACUAGAAUGACACUUCAAUUUGCUGACCACUCAGUGAAGAGACCUUUUGGGGUAGUUGAGGAUGUUCUGGUCAAAGUUGAUAAAUUUGUUUUUCCUGUUGAUUUUGUAAUUUUGGAAAUGCCAGAAGAUGAAGAGAUACCUCUGAUUCUGGGCAGACCUUUCUUAGAAACAGGUAGAUGCAUGAUAGACAUGGAGGGAGGUACCUUGACCCUAAAGGUAUAUGAUGAAGAGCUCCGAAUUGAUGUCCGAGAUACUAUGAAACAUAAAGAGAAUAUGUGUACAAACCACUCUGUGGAAGUAAUUGAUCAAAUUGUAACUAGCACAAUUCAAAGAAAGCUUCCUGAAUUACCGUUGGAAAGAGUUCUUAGUCUGUCGGUCAGAGAGAUUGAGGAGAAGGAUGAUGAAAAAGAAAAAGAAGUGGUAAGGAAAGAGGUUGUAAAGUUGUUAGAUUUGGGAAUGAUUUACCCCAUUUCUGACAGCUCGUGGGUAAGUCCUGUGCAUGUGGUACCAAAGAAAGGAGGAACCACAGUAGUUUUAAAUGAGAAGAAUGGCGACACCUUCAAGGUUAAUGGUCAGAGGUUGAAACUAUAUAAUCCCGAUGAAGGGGGACCAAUUGAAACUGUUAAACUCAUCUGAGUGUGAGGUGUCCCGUCGAGCCAUGCGACGUUAAACGAAGCGCUGCUUGGGAGGCAACCCAAGGGAGGUUUGAAAUAUCUUUGUGUAUUUUUUUUUUUGGUUUAUUCAGUUUUUAUUUUUUCUUUUGCCUUGAUGUAAUCGCCUAUUAUGGGUUGUCUUAAUCUAAUGAAUUUGAUUUUGUUUACCUCCAGUUUCCUGUUUAUUUCGUUAGACAUGUGACUAUGUCUGGCUAUUGGUUAUCUUGAUCACUUACACCAAAUACUUGGGCGUCCUCUCUUUCAGUCCCCUGACUGUAGAUACUGUUGUUUAUGAUUGGACGCACUGGUUAAGAUUAACAUCAGAACCACGAGCAUGAGCUUUGAACUCAGAGGUAUGAUAGAACAAGUCAGCUUAACCCGUCCUGGUGAGAUCCGAAAAAGCCAAACACUUAUCAUCAUAUGAGAGAUAUCAGGUAUGUCUUUAUCAAUCUUGGUUUGCGUAUGUUCUUUUGUUAUUAUUAGCUAUACGAAUACACACACUGAGGCAUGUUUUUGUUUAUCACCUAGAGCCUUUCUAGCCAUCCCAUUAUUAUUAUUAUCCAUUGUUUCACCCUGUUGAGCUUGUUAAUCAUUUAUUUCUGAUAUACCCGUUUUUUUUCUCAACCCAUGACCUUGUAACUAUCCUACUCUGUUCAGAGUAUGUGAGGAUUGAUUUCAUCUCUACGUUUCUAUCUAAGUUUGGGGUUGCUGUUGGAAUAGCAACCUUUAAGUUUGGGGUAGCUUUGCAGUAAGUGAAUGUAGUAUAAAAAAAAAAAAGAAAAAAAAAAGAGAAAAACAACAACAACAUGAAAAGAAAGAAAGAGAAAAGCGAAAAACAAUAAAAGAACAGCUUUUGAAAAAUGCUACAUUCACUAUAGACAAAAGGAAAAGAGGAUUACAAAACCCUGCAGGAAUAAUAGGAAAGAAACGUAGUGAGAGAAUGAGUUCAUGUACUCUGAACCAAAAACCUUUGUUCAAAUUUCAUACCCCACCUGAAAAAAAAAACCGUUGUGCCAAUUUCAUACCCUACCUAAACCAAAACCCCGUUACAACCCAAAAGACCUCAAAAAGUGUGUGUGAUUGUACAUGUUGAUAGGAUGAGAGAAUUUAUUCAAACUUCUGAUUUGAUAUUGCAUAUUGUGAUUUGAGAGUGUUAACACUUUAACCCAGAGAGACUUGGUGAGAGUGUGAAAUAAGCUGACAGGUAAAGUCAUAUCUCUGAGGGAAAGAGUUUCUAGCUCGUUGGCUAUGUGGAAAAAUCAGAAAACCUGAAAAAACAUCAAGAGGUCCAGUGCGAAAGAUUUCAGCAGUAUUGUGGUAAGAACUGUUUUACAGUAAGUUUGGGGUGACAUGAUCUUUGAUGGUAAUAAAAUGUUACUUGAGGACAAGCAACAAGCUAAGUUUGGGGUUGUGAUCAGUCACCAUUUAUGCUAGACAUUUCACUAUUUAACCGUAAAUAAGUCAGGUAAACUGUGUAAACUGAAGCAUUUGUAGUUAGAUAUAAGCUCAAUUCUAUAAUAUAAAGUGUGUUGUUACUUAUGAGUUUCUUGAGGAUAUUUUACACUUUUGGGUAUGUUAGCAGGUCAAAAACUAGUUUGGAAGCUCAUGGAAUCAAACGUCAGAUGCGAAAUUGAGCCAGAGCAAGAAAACGGAAGAAAAAAUCAAUUCUUGGAGAACCUGCUGUCCAUACGCGUAUGGCCUUACAUGAUACGCGUAUGGACCCUCCCAGUACGCGUAGCAUACGCAAAUGACCAGAGGGGUGGAAAAUCAAGCAAAAAGACAAGCUUCUGGUGAUACGCGUAUGGGAGUUAGCAGUACGCGUAUCAGAGGCUGUCUUACGUGCAAUACGCGUAUGAGACUAGGCAAUACGCGUAUGGGACAGAGCAAUACGCGUAUCAGAUGCUGUCAUACGCGCAAUACGCGUAUGAAAUAGCUCAGUACGCGUAUGAAGCCCAAAAUCAGGAAAAGUCCAACUGAAUAGCUAUUUAGAGGGGAGAACGCGAUUUUACGAGGGUUGGACAAUUUUUAGAGAAAAAGAGAUGCGUUUGAGACCUGGAGACUCUACGAUUAUCAGAGGAUUCAUAUGUUCAAGAGUUUUCCGACGAUUGAAGAUUGAUUCCUCACGAAAUUCUGUAAUGACAACAUUGUUAAUCUUUGUUUUUAUUUCGAUUAUGAGUAGCUAAACCCCCAUUGCUAGGGGGGUGACCCUGAUUCUGAAUGUGACAGAUUUUAUGUUUAUGAGUGCAUUGACUAUUUCUUCUUUUCUAGUGAUUUGUUCUUAUUACCGUUCUUUAUGCUUUAUUCGUCGGACCAACGAAUGAUGAUGACUAUGAAUAGUUUAAGCUGGACAGCAAUUAUUCAUUGAUAUGUAUAAGAAUUUUGGAUAGUAAAAAUAACCUAGGACUAGGGAUUUUCUAUCUGACCGGUAAUUCUUGAUAUUCGAAUGCUUGAGUAUGAACUUAAUUAUUUAUGGACAUAGUAAUUAGGUUACAUAAUCAAAGGUCUUUUCACUAAGGAAUUAGGAAUAGAUACCCUUGAGGACCGGAAUUAAUUGGACAAGAAGAUUGUCAAAGCCUUCAUAAAUUAUAUCUGUUCCAGGAAGUUUCAUUCACCGUACCCUAGCAAUCUACUCUAAUUUGUCUCU